UUUUGAUGUAUAGUUAGGGAACUUGGUAGGUUUUGAAACAGCCUGAGUCUGUGCGUGCAUGUCUGCUAUUUUAACCCAUAACAACACUGUUUCAUUUAACAGACCAGCAAUAUAGCUCACACAUUUAAACGUAAAAGUAAUCACCCAUUUGAAAACGUAUUUUGUGCCUCUCAACUUGCAUUUUAAAAAUUUAAUAAUUACAGUAAUCAUUUAAACGUAGACUUAGCUAGUGUAGCUAGCUCACAGAUUCAUGGAGUGUCCUCACCUCAACUCCAGUGUCUGCAUGACAGUGGAUCUCACCCGGUUCCCCAACGGUUCCCCUUCUUCAUGGUGCUGUUCCGUUUGCCGGUCAAACAAAAGCCCUUGGGUUUGCCUGACGUGUAUGAACGUGCAUUGUGGACGGUAUGUUAAUGGCCAUGCCAAAAAGCAUUUUGAAGAGAUUGAAGCUCCAGGUUGCAGCCAAAGGAAGCCAGACAGAGAAAAGUUGAGGGAGAAGGGUCAACAGCACUCUGUGUGUAUGGACUGUAACAGUUAUAGCACAUUCUGUUAUAAAUGCGACGAAUUUGUGGUGAAUGACACAAAACUUGGGCAUGUGCAGAGGGUCAGAGAACAUCUACAGAGUUUGGAGAACUCUGUGUGUAAUACCGACAGACAGAGAAAGAGAAAAAUGUCUGAAAGUUUUUCUCCUGACAGCAAGAUGAAGCAAGACAGUGAGGGCGCUCUAGUGCAAUGUGCCACAGGCCUUCGCAAUCUGGGCAACACCUGCUUUAUGAAUGCCAUUCUCCAGUCUCUGAGUAAUAUCCAAGUUUUCAGCUGUUAUUUCAAGGAGUUGCCUUCAGUGGCCUUACGAAGUGGGAAAACGGCAGGAAGGAGAAUGUACCACACCAGAAGUCAGGGGGACAGCAGUGUAUCUCUGGUUGAAGAGUUCAGAAAAACCCUGUGUUCGCUUUGGCAAGGAAGUCAGACUGCCUUCAGCCCAGAUGCUCUCUUUUAUGUCAUCUGGAAAAUAAUGCCAAGUUUCAGGGGCUACCAACAACAGGAUGCACAUGAGUUCUUGCGUUACCUGCUGGACCAUCUCCACCGAGAGAUGCAGGGAAACAAGAAUGGGUCACCCAGUCCUCCUGUGACCUCCGAUGAACCCAAUCAUGCCUCCGAGAGCAAAUGCUUCAUAAAUGGGACAUCCACUAUUGUUACAUCUGUGUUUGGUGGCGUUCUACAGAAUGAGGUGUAUUGCUUGAUAUGCGGCACGGAGUCUCGGAAAUUUGAUCCAUUCUUAGAUCUUUCACUCGACAUUCCCAAUCAGUUCAGAAUCAAAACCACAAAGGACCAAGAACCGGGGCCAACGUGCACUUUGAGUGAUUGUCUUCGUAGUUUCACAGACCUUGAGGAGCUCGAUGAAACAGAGCUAUACAUGUGUCAUAAGUGUAAAAAGCGACAGAAGUCCACCAAGAAAUUCUGGAUCCAGAAACUGCCCAAGGUGCUUUGUCUACAUUUGAAGAGGUUCCACUGGACAGCAUUUCUGAGGAAUAAGGUUGACACCUAUGUAGAGUUUCCCAUGUGUGGCCUUGACAUGAAAAGCUACUUGUUAGAGCCUGAAAACAGCUUGCCUGAGAGAUGUCUGUAUGAUCUUGCUGCUGUUGUGGUGCAUCAUGGGUCUGGAAUCGGCUCAGGACAUUACACAGCAUAUGGGCGCCACGAGGGCCAAUGGUACCAUUUCAAUGACAGCACGGUCACUCUGGUCAGUGAGGAGGCUGUGCUGAAAGCCAAGGCUUACAUUCUCUUUUAUACUGAACACAGUGAUCGGGAGAGUCAGUCCAAGCUUUAAGACUUUUUUUCAGAUCAGCUCAGUCAGUUGUUGUCAGUUGUUGGAUCUUCGUAUGUAUCAUCUGUCUAAUGUUUUAUGCUAUCCAGUUAUGAUUUCUACGUUACAAAACCUCAGUAAAAACCGAAUUGCUGCUUAUAUUUUAACUUGAUGACUUUUUCAUUAAACAGACACAAUUUUUUUUUUUCACAUAAUGCCACCAGUUUAAAAAAUUGUGUAAAAAGAUUCCAAAAGCUAUUCCUCAAGAUACUGUUUUUUUUGUGAUGAAAAAAGACUUAAAUUGACUUUGAAUAUAAAAUGUCUUAGUUGAUUUUUAAAAAAUAUUAUUCCAUCAGCUAAAAAAAUGCUGUCAAAUUUCUAUCAGACACUGAUGUCUCCUUAUGCCAACAUACUGCUUGCUGCUCCUGAAAAAUGUAUUUCUGUUCAGCUCAGAAAUUCGUUAUUGUCCUCUAAGAGUGCUGAUGAUCAAGUUUGAUGUGGAGGUCUUUCUGAACCAAAACUUGAAAAUUUUCAUUUUACUUGACAAACAAGUAGUUAUUGGUAUCGCAAAGCAGUAGUUGACUCAGUCACAGCUUUCACAUCUAUAUUGUAAAAAUCACUUCUGAGAAUGGUCCAGUAGCUCACAUGUUUCUUGAAAAUGUUUGACCAACUGUACAGUUUGUAUUCUUUUAGAAUUAAAGGGAUGCACACUGUGUAAAAGUUGA
Molecule: messenger RNA, 2526 nt
Organism: Danio rerio (zebrafish)
Lineage: Eukaryota; Metazoa; Chordata; Actinopteri; Cypriniformes; Danionidae
Gene: usp3
Product: ubiquitin specific peptidase 3
Biological process (GO): ubiquitin-dependent protein catabolic process; protein deubiquitination
Cellular component (GO): cytoplasm; nucleus
Molecular function (GO): zinc ion binding; cysteine-type deubiquitinase activity
Source: RefSeq, marked validated